AUGGCUAAGGCGACAAGGCGGGUUGACGAAGUAGCGGAUCGGGGUGCAGUGGUUGACCCGAUGGUAGGGGUGGCUUCGGAACAGGGCGAGGCGGAGGCGAGGCCGCCUUAUCCGGGGUGGCUUGACGGAGAUGCAAGGCCGCUCGGCCUGGGCGGCUCAGCGCGACCCCGAACGGAGAUCGAGGCAGAGACCAGCGGAUAUGUAGGUGGCUCAAGGCUGUGGUGUCAAGGGCGAGGCGUAGGUGAAGCUGCUUGGCCAGGGUGGCUCGGCGACAACUUGGUCAGGGCGACUCGCGCCAGCUUGGAAGGCUGGCGGCCGGCGGCACCCGUGGGUCGACGACGGUGGCAGGUCGCUUGGCGUGGGGUCGACGGAGGCAGAGGUGACUGGGCGCAGCAGCGGUGA
This is a messenger RNA of Triticum turgidum subsp. durum (durum wheat), 402 nucleotides long. Lineage: Eukaryota; Viridiplantae; Streptophyta; Magnoliopsida; Poales; Poaceae. The record is from the annotation of a GenBank genome assembly.